This is a messenger RNA of Psammomys obesus (fat sand rat), 1104 nucleotides long. It is a transcript of the gene Fndc11, whose product is annotated as fibronectin type III domain containing 11. Bases 62 to 1063 code for a protein of 333 amino acids. Gene Ontology annotation, molecular function: protein binding. The record is from RefSeq and is a predicted model, not a curated record. NCBI's taxonomy places the organism in Eukaryota, Metazoa, Chordata, Mammalia, Rodentia, Muridae. The transcript is spliced from 2 exons.
GGCACUUGCAGAGGGGGCUGGGGCUCGCGGAGGUGAUCCGGAAGAGGAGUGCUCCCAGACAAUGAACUUCCAGGUGACAGGCCUGGCCCUGGACAAAAUGAAGCUGGACAGUCCACAUUCCUUCCUGGACGCAGAGGAGGUGGAGGAGGCAGAGGAUCAGCAGCUGCUGGAGCCGGAGGCUUGGAGGACAUACAUGGAGCGCCGCAAUGUGCUGCGUGAGUUCCUGACCACAGACCUGAGCCCCCAGCUGCUCAAGCGCCACCAUGCCCGCAUGCAGCUGCUCAAAAAGUGCUCCUACUACAUUGAGAUCCUCCCUAAGCACCUGGCCCUGGGUGACCAGAACCCACUGGUGCUGCCUAACACCAUGUUCCAGCUCAUUGAUCCCUGGAAAUUUCAGCGCAUGAAGAAGGUGGGGACAGCACAGACCAAGAUCCAGCUCUUGCUGCUUGGGGACCUGCUGGAGCAGCUAGACCAUGGUCGGGCAGCCUUGGAUGCCUUGCUUGAGGCUCCUGACCCACGGCCCUUCCUGGCUGGCUGGGGGCUUGUGGAGCAGCAGUUGGCAGACCUGUCAGUUGUCAUGGACAACUUCCUAGCCAUGAUGGUACCAGGACACCUGCAUGUCAAGCACCGCCUGGUGUCUGACAUUGGAGCCACCAAAAUCCCACACAUCCGGCUUAUGCUGAGCACAAAGAUGCCAGUUAUGUUCGACCGGAAGGAGUCAGUGGCCCAUCAAGACUGGGUCAGCUUGCGCUGGUUUGUUACCAUCCAACCAGCGGCACCAGAGCAAUAUGAACUGCGCUUCAAGCUGCUGGAGCCGAGGACACAACAGGAGUGUACACAGUGUGGUAUAGUCCCUGUGGCUGCCUGCACCUUUGAUGUCCACAAUCUGUUACCCAACCGUACCUACAAGUUCACCAUCAAGAGGGCAGAGAGCUAUACCCUGGUGUAUGAGCCCUGGCGGGACAGCCUCACUUUGCAGACCACGCCAGGACCUCCUGAAGGACCUGCCCCCAGUCGGCUGGGCAAGCCCAGCCUGCCCCUGACCACACCUUCUGAGAGAUGAUUUUCUAAUAUUUAUCCACUAAUAAAGAGGAGUAUACGCAC